AUGGAGAAAGCCUCUGAGCCAAUGUCGCCGAACAACCAUCCGAAUUACCUGGCGCUUCCUUACUACGGCGAUCUUGUCUCUUUGGUCUUGGUCUGCCCCAGGUUCAAUGAGAUUGCUACCAAAACCCUUUAUUCUUGCAUAUGCCUAUACGCCGAUGAAUAUCGGGAUGAUGGUGGCAACAACCGGCUUUCUACUUCCACACGAGCCGUACGUCUGCAUGAGACAUUGCGAGAAAACAUACAACUUCGCCGUUAUUGUACUUGUUUCAUAUUAGUCAACAAUCGAAAUAGCCAACAAGGCGGCCCUGUGGAAUCCCUCAACCUUCCCAUAGACCAACCCUGGGACCCUGCGCCGCCGCAUCAGUUGUCUACUCCCUGGGCAAAAGCGUUUGCUUCGAUUGUCCUGGAUUGCACCAAGUGGCUUUUCAACACUAGAAUCUUGGUCAUAUCUGGCCAUGCACAUGGCACAUAUCUCCCCGAGCUUGGGGAUAUUACUUACCGUGUACUGUCCUGUGCAAAAAUAAGCAUGCCACGGUUGGAACGCAUUGAGAUCUUGAAGGGCAUAUCAUACCAUCGCGAUGCUCUGACUCUAUACGAUAUUCAACUGGGGUUGAGUGGCGGCUGCUCAAGCCUCAAGCAUUUGAUUAUUCGGCGGCGUGUGCGUAACUCCUCGCGCCUACAUAGAAGCAAUGCUCUCUUACCUAGGAGCCUGCGCAAUUUUAACACACGUUCUGUGUUCUCUCUUUCCAGUUUCGCUCUCAUUAACUCAUCUGAUCAUCCCAACGCAGUGAGGGAUUUUGUGACCUGGCUGAAAGGCCUAGAGCACUUCACUCUGCGAUGGGAGCACGAAUUUAGGCUUGAAGGUAGAAAAGACCCCCAGUGGAGUCUAAACUUGGUUGGAGAUAUCCUCAAACCUCAUCGAGACUCCAUCAAAUCCAUCAAACUCGGCAAAAUGUCCCAACCCGGUCUAGGCGACUUCGAUGCCUCAAACUUUCCCAAUCUCGAGACUUUAACUAUGCAUCACGAGGAUCUUAGAGGCAUUUAUAUCUCGAACUGCCUGCAGCUUCAAGCGGCGAAGUUGCACGACGUGGUCAUCACGACGGAUGAUAUCGAGGAAGAAAUGUUUUACAAUGCUUGA
This is a messenger RNA of Fusarium oxysporum Fo47, 1137 nucleotides long. RefSeq lists its product as uncharacterized. The record is from RefSeq and is a predicted model, not a curated record. NCBI's taxonomy places the organism in Eukaryota, Fungi, Ascomycota, Sordariomycetes, Hypocreales, Nectriaceae. The transcript is spliced from 2 exons. Bases 1 to 1137 code for a protein of 378 amino acids.